AUGGGUAUAACAUACCACUAUCUCGGACUGAAGGUUUACACUGUUGUUUUGUCGAUACUUUCUUUGGCUUCCCCUGCUGUCAGCAGGGAGGCAUCGCGUCAUGCUACCAUCAUUCUCCUCACUGUCUUCGCGGUGUAUGUCUAUCGUGACAUCUGGCCUUUAGCAACAUAUGAUAAAACACCAAUUGACCGACCUCUGGAUGGCGCGCUACGUAUACAUCUGGCGAUAUUGACUAUCACUGGGUUUAUCCUACCCCUAUUCGUUCCUCGACAAUAUAUUCCUGUUGACCCAAAGAAUCCAAUGGAAGUUACAAACCCAGAACAAACGGCAUCUAUUUUGUCGCGCGUAACAUUUUCGUAUGCAGAUUCAGUCAUAUUCAAAGCCUAUCAAGUCCAACACUUGUCCCACACGUUUCUUCCUCCAUUGGCCGAUUCUCAUAGCGCACAAUAUCUGAUAAAUAUUGCUUAUCCGCAUAUUGGCGAAUCAAGAGGUAUACAGAAGAGGAAUGUCGUUUGGGGCUUGCUACGAGUGUUUUACAAAAAGGUCAUCGCCAUGUCGCUGAUUAUCACCCUGCUUACACUGUCCAACUUCGCUUCACCAAUAGCUCUCAACAGACUGCUGGUAUCGCUAGACUCAGACGGCAAAGAUGACUUUGUCCGCCCGUGGUUUUGGAUUCUGGUCCUUUUUCUUGGUCGACUUUCGAUGUCUCUAUGUUUCCAGAAUUACGUCCAUCUGAACUCGAUAGGGAGCUUGGCGCAGUCGAUGUUGACGGAUUUGAUUUUCGAGCACGUCCUCCGGCUUCGAUCUGCCAAAGAUGAGAACGCAGAAGUGAAAGACAGUCAACUCGUGGCUUCUAAAGGAUCGUCUCAUGAUAUGAAAGGCAGCAUGGUCGGAAGAGUAAAUACCCUCAUCGCAUAUGAUAUUCCAAACGUUGGCUUUGUAUCUGAGAUACUUAUGCUUGUCAUUCAAGGUCCUCUAGAAAUUGUAUUUGGUGCAGUGUUUCUUUACAAAAUUCUUGGAUGGAGUGCCAUCGUUGGGAUCAUCAGCAUACUGCUCCUCCUCCCCGUUCCUGGUUACGUCGGAGGAAAAUUACAAAAUAUCCACCGCCAACGAAUGAAAAAGACUGAAGCUAGAGUCCAAGCUGUAACUGAGACUAUUGGGGUCCUUCGUAUGGUCAAGAUGUUUGGCUGGGAGAACAGAAUGCGCGCGAUUCUUGAUGAGAAGAGAGAAGAAGAAUUGGUUUGGCUGUGGAGGGACAAGUUGAUUAAUCUCACGAACGAGGUUAUCAAUUUCAUUAUACCUACGAUAACUAUGCUCGUUACAUACGGGACACACACCUUGAUACGAGGACAAAGUCUGAACGCUUCGAUCAUCUUCCCCAGUAUGGCCGUUUUCAAUAUAGUUCGAGGCAUGCUCCGACGAACUUCAAUCAUGGUUAACGCAUUCAUCAGAGGCAAGGUUGCGUUGGACAGGGUUAAUGGCUUCUUAAACGAACGGGAUUUCUUGGACCAGUUCUCUGAGGGGAGUGAAAAACCAAAUCAAGACCUAUUUGGACGGGAUACGAUUGGCUUCAAUCAAGCAGAGUUCACGUGGACCAGCACCUCUGGACAUUCUACACCGUCGAGGACGUUCCGAUUGCGAAUCAAUGACACAGUAGAGUUCAAGAAGGGCUGUUUGAACCUGAUUGUCGGACCAACUGGGUCAGGAAAAACCUCAAUUCUAAUGGCUUUACUCGGUGAAAUGCACUACAUCCCUAUGGGUAACAGCUCGUGGUUCAACCUACCUCGCUCGGGAGGUGUGGCCUAUGCCGCUCAGGAAUCUUGGGUUCUCAAUGAUACGGUCAAAAACAACAUUCUUUUCCAAUCAGAAUAUGAUGAAGAACGUGGUGGACAAAAGGCACGCGUUACGCUAGCUAGGGCGGUUUAUUCGUCGGCAGAAAUCAUACUCCUUGACGAUGUACUUGCUGCUCUGGAUGUCCACACGGCAAACUUCAUCGUUAAAGAGUGUCUGCAAGGCGAUCUGAUACGCGGAAGGACUGUUCUGCUCGUGACCCACAAUGUUUCUCUUGUAGGUCCCAUCGCGGAGCACAUUGUGUCAGUCGACCUCAGUGGUACUGUACACAAUAUGGGAAAAGAUAUCAAUCAGGUCCUCCAAGCAGAUGCCGAUCUAGCCAGCGAACUUAAACGACUCGACAAGUUGGAACUAAUGGGCGAAGAUCUCGAUGGGAAAGAUUCGACCGAUGAACGCCUCAAGGAAGCAGGGAAGCCUGAUGGAAAACUCAUACUCGCAGAAGAGAUUGUGUUGGGAAAAGUCAGCGGGGGAACAUACAUGCUCUAUCUAAAAGGCCUCGGAGGAGACCGACCUAUUCUAUUUAUGACGGCAUGGCUUACUGGCCUCAUUUUGAUGCAGUGUGGAUAUAUGGUUGGGGUCUGGUUUCUGGGAUUCUGGGGAUCGAAGUAUGAGACCCAUCUUCCUGAAGAAAUUAAUGUGCCUUUCUAUCUCACAAUCUACACUUCUAUCCUGUUCAUAUCCAUGGGCAUGUACACAUGUGCUGUGCUGAUUUACAACACCGGCGCACAAAGGGCCUCCAGGACAAUCAACAGAAAGCUAACGGACUCCGUCCUCACAUCCACACUCCGAUGGCUUGACGAGACACCCUCCGCUCGCAUUAUUUCCCGCUGUGCACAGGACAUUGGACAGGUUGACGGACCGCUAGCACGCUUCCUUGCUCAAGUUGUUGAUCUUACCAUUUCAAUGAUGGUCAAGCUGGCUGGGCCCGCGUUGUUGACUCCCAGCGUGGUAGUUCCAGGAGUUUUGAUAGCGGCUCUUGGAAUAUUUACAGGGCGAAUGUAUCUCAAGGCUCAGAUAUCUCUCAAACGAGAAUCAAGUAAUGCACGACCACCCAUCGUUUCUCAUUUUGGUACCGUUAUUGCCGGUUUGGGUAGGUCCCCUAUAAUCACUUAUGAUGUUGGUCGGCUGAAUUCAGGCCUGGAAGUAUCAAUCCGAGCAUACGGUGCUCAAGAGCCCUUCCGACAAGAGCUGCUAAAACGGAUAGACCACUAUAUGAAAGUAGCCUGGACACCCCUCAAUCGCUGGCUUGGGGUACGCAUCGACUUCCUGAGCGCUACCUUCACGGCUGCCCUAGCGUCGUACAUGCUCAUCAACAGGAAACUGAACACGUCGAAUGUUGGAUUCUCUUUGACCAUGUCGUUGGAGUUUUGCUCGUCGAUUCUAUGGCUGGUGAGGUAUUUUAAUGACUUGGAAGUGCAAGCGAAUAGCUUGGAGAGAGUUAGACGUUACCUUGACAUUGAGCAUGAGUCCGAGGCAACAGAGGCAGGAAAGCCACCGGCUGCAUGGCCAACUAGUGGAAGUUUGGAGGUGGAAGGACUUUCUGCUCGAUACUCUGCGUGGGAAGAACGGGAAGUGGAAAGAAUCCAGAGCUCGCUGACACUUUCCCUAUUGCGCCUCAUCCUGACGGACGGCACCGUCUACUACGACGGAAUCCCCACGAACAAGAUUAAUCUGAGCGAUCUCAGGUCAAGCAUAACCAUCAUCCCUCAAAUGCCUGAACUAUUGAGUGGGACUCUCCGCCGGAAUCUAGACCCCUUCGAGCAACAUGACGAUGCCACUCUCAAUGGCGCCUUGCGCUCUGCAGGACUGUUCUCUCUUCAAGAGACAGAAGAAAAUGGCAAAUUUUCUCUGGAUACGUUUAUUUCGAGCGGUGGGCAGAAUUUAUCGGUAGGUCAACGUCAGAUCAUUGCCCUUGCGCGGGCUAUUGUCCGGAACAGCAAAUUAUUGAUAUUGGAUGAAGCAACGUCUGCAAUUGAUCAUAAGACCGAUGCUAUCAUCCAAGCAUCUCUGAGGAAUGAGCUUGGAUCAGACGUCACCGUAUUGACAGUGGCCCAUCGACUCCAGACAAUAAUGGACGCUGAUAAAAUCCUCGUGUUAGAUGAAGGUCGGAUUCUCGAAUUCGAUGAACCUAAAGUACUUUUGGGAAGGGAGGGGAGCCGGUUUAAAUCUCUUGUGGAUGGAAGCAGAGAUAAAAAGGCUUUGUAUUCCAUGGCAUUUCCUGCCUAA
Messenger RNA from Psilocybe cubensis, 4077 nucleotides. RefSeq lists its product as uncharacterized. Gene Ontology annotation, molecular function: ABC-type peptide transporter activity; ATP binding; ATP hydrolysis activity. Bases 1 to 4077 code for a protein of 1358 amino acids. The transcript is spliced from 31 exons. The record is from RefSeq and is a predicted model, not a curated record. Gene Ontology annotation, cellular component: fungal-type vacuole; membrane. Gene Ontology annotation, biological process: transmembrane transport. NCBI's taxonomy places the organism in Eukaryota, Fungi, Basidiomycota, Agaricomycetes, Agaricales, Agrocybaceae.